AAUCCAAAUCAAACCAAACAUUACAAUUUACAUUCAAUUUUCAAGUCGGGUCAGUCUCAGUUUGUUAUGUUUUGGAUAACAAACUUUUGAAAUAAUUAAAUUAUUUCGUUGGCGAAUUUUUUUAUGUUAAUUGUAAUUUCUUUGUAAUUUCAAAUUAUUUAAAUCAUUCUUUAAUGAUGAGAUUGGGAGAUAGAAACCGCGAUCGGAGUCGUAGCCCACUUCGAUCAAGAAAAAGUGGGUGUAAAAAAGUGUUUGUAUCUAACAUACCAUAUGAAUUUAAAUGGAAAGAAUUAAAAGAACUCUUCAGAAAAGAAGUUGGUGACGUUUCCUUUGUGGUGGUUUACACGGAUGAAAAGGACAAAUCUAGAGGCUGUGGUACAGUUGAAUUUGACAGGGCAGAUUCUGCUCAAAAGGCAAUAGAUAAAAUGCAUCGAUUUGAUAUAAAUGGAAGAAAACUAGUUGUUAAAGAGGAUGAUAUUGAACGAGAUAAAAGUGGAAGACCUUUACCAAACGGACCCCGAAGUGGUGUAGGUGGAGGCGGUGGUGGUGGAGGAACUAGUGGUGACAGCAGGGUUAAUAACAGAAUGUUGUCAGCACCUGAUGAUUUUCAAUGGGAUAAUACAUACGGACUAUCACCACAAUUUUUAGAAUCGCUCAAUAUUCGUGGACCAUUGAUUAAUCGAAUAUUUGUUGCAAAUCUUGACUUCAAGGUUGAUGAAAAAAAAUUAAAAGAAAUAUUUAAGUUAGCUGGGCGUGUAUUAGAGGUUGAGAUAUUUUCUGAUAAAGAAGGAAAAAGUAAAGGUUAUGGAAUAGUCGAAUAUAACCAUCCAGUUGAAGCUGUUCAAGCAAUUUCUAUGUUUAACAAUCAGUUUUUGUAUGACCGACCAAUGUCUAUACGACUUGAUCGUACAGACAAAGAUCCAUUGGCACGACUUCCAGAAGGCCUUAAGUCAAUAGGAAUGGGUUUGGGCGCUGGAGGAACACCAUUACAUGAUGUUGAAAGAAAUCUUCCAUCAAAUAACAAUUCUCCAGUUCAACCUCAGUCUAUAAAUACACCAGUAAAUACGUCUGCGUUGGCUAUGCUUAGUGGUUUAAGUGCUGAUAGACUUGGAAUUGAAACACAAAAUCGACGAUCUUUUGGUGGCGUGAACGGACUGGGUUCUUUGAGUGCCAAUGAUUUAGGUAUUGGAACAGGAUCCCUAGGGACACCUUUUGGACCUGCCCUCAACACAAGUGGAACUGGACCUUUAAAUAGCUCUUCUUUACAUCAAAGUGCUCUAGGAGGUCGUGAUUAUGAUUCUCUAUCAGUAUCACUAGGUGUUAGAGGUUCAGGUGGUGGAGGUGGUUCUUAUGGUGCAGAUUUCCGGUCUGGAUUAGGAGGAGGAGACAUUGGAAUGGGGCCAAAAAAAUCUGACACCAUUAUGGUAAAAAAUUUACCACCAAAUACAACAUGGCAAAAUUUAAAAGAUUAUUUCCGGGACUGUGGAGACAUCAAAUUUGCUGAAGUUGGCAGCAAAGGGUUUGGAAUUAUCCGGUUUGCUUCUGAGUGGGAUGCUGAAAGAGCUAUAACUUUAAAACAUUUGUCAAGAUUUGAUGGACAUAUUAUUGAAGUAAUAUACUUCUAACUGCUAGUGUAAGUAACUUUUAUUAAACUUCUUCGAAUAAAGAUACCACCAUCAUAAUAGUGCAAAACAUAUUGUUUGUAGAAUUGGUUUAUUCAAUAUUUAUUGUAACGUAAUUAUUGUUCAUCCGUCAGUAAUAAGAGUUAGGUAAACAAAAUACUACUCCAGCAGCUUAAUGACUGUGUGUUUGUGUUUUAGACCUCAGUACUAAUAGUAUUUGUAUAACUUGCUCGGAGAUUAUAAGACACUUAUUUGUCAUUUUAUUCUUGGUCUAUUUUUUAUAAUUUGAUUUUAUUGUGUUUGAGAGUCAAUAUAUUUUUCCAUUGCACCUUCAUAACUUGAGUUAAUAAUUGAAAUAGUUUGUAACAUUUAUCUUUUUCUCAUAGUGUGUACUCUUUUUUUUUCUUUUUUUUAGUGGUGUGAGAAUAAAUUACAUGAUCAGAUUUUUUAAAUCA
This is a messenger RNA of Adelges cooleyi (spruce gall adelgid), 2077 nucleotides long. It is a transcript of the gene rump, whose product is annotated as myelin expression factor 2. Bases 174 to 1625 code for a protein of 483 amino acids. The record is from RefSeq and is a predicted model, not a curated record. Gene Ontology annotation, molecular function: mRNA binding. Lineage: Eukaryota; Metazoa; Arthropoda; Insecta; Hemiptera; Adelgidae. Gene Ontology annotation, cellular component: cytoplasm; nucleus. The transcript has 11 exons.